CCUGUAUAUUUGUUCGGCCCAAAUUGCGAGAAAACUAGGCCCAAACUCUGUAAGAUUCGCCCCAAUAUAUUUUUCCUUCCACUGAGCCGACGCAGAUUGAAAGCCCCUUUCUUCUUCGCUCAAUUUCUCGCCGCAAACCCUAGCUUUCGUCGUCCCUUAAAAUCGAUCACUCCCAGACUUUAAAUCGCUCGAAGGUCACAGCUCUGUAUUGCCAUAUCUCAGCCUUCAUCAUUCAUCGCCUACAUAAUCCCUCAGCCUGUCGCGCCUAUCACCUCGGUUCGGCCAACCUGCAGACGCCGUACGACCGCCGUGAGGGAACCAGUGAGCAGCGACGUUUUCAGCGGAGACGAGGAAACUUAGGCGACCUUCAGGCGGCACGACCCGUUCCCUCAUCUUCCUCCAUCGGCGAGUAAGUAGCAGCCGUUGCCGUGAGUUUCAGAACAGCAGCGGCCGCGUGACUUCUUCCGACGAGCAGCAGGUCCAGUCGACCUUCUUCAGCAGAAUCUAGAAGUGCCAGCAUGGCGGGGAGCAUCGGAGUAAAAAUUAAUUGCCGCGGGGAGCAUCUCUGCCGGUUCGCCUCUACGCCGCUGCGCCUCCUCCACUUGCUCUCCGCGUGUCGAUCUUUCUUCUCAGAUCCGGAUUUCUCGUCCCAAGUCUCGUCCCUCAUUUCCACACAAAAAUGGUCACAGCUCAAACCCUUAGUAGAAUCAUCCAGCCCAACCGAUUUCCUCCAUCAGCUCCUCAAUCUCGAGAGCUUCAGCUCGGACCACGCACUAUCCUUCUUCAAAUGGUCCCAGCAAGCUUUCGGCCUAACCCACUCUAUCGAACACCACUCCAAGCUCUUUAUUCUGCUCGCCAAUGACAAAAAGUACCCCAAAAUCAGAUCAUUCCUGCAUUUGUUUGUGAAGCAGAGGAAGGAUAUAUCUGUUUCCGCUUUCUGCCAUGCGCUCUCCACUGUCAGCGACAAUUCAUGCGCUAACAGCAUCGUUCUAGACAUGUUCGUGAAUUCCUGCUUGAAAAACGGGAAGCUUCAGCUGGCGCUCGAGGGUUUUAGGCGGGCUGGGGAUUAUGGGUUCAAGCUCUCCGUGCUUUCGUGUAAUCAGAUGUUGGCUGCAUUUGUGAAGGACGGCAAAGCAGGGAUUGUGGAUUUCAUAUACAAAGAGGUGAUUAGGAGGAGGAUCCGUCCAAAUGUGGUCACUUUCAAUACUGUGGUCAACGGGUUCUGCAAGGCAGGGAAGCUUAACCGUGCGGGUGAUAUAUUGGAGGACAUGAAGAUAAAUGGGCUGGUGCCGAAUGUGGUCACCUAUAACGUGUUGAUCGAUGGGCACUGCAAGAGGGGUGGGCCUGGGAGAAUGCAGAAAGCUAAUGCAUUGUUUAAAGAAAUGGUGACGAAAGGUGUGUCCCCAGAUGCCAUCACGUAUAACACUCUCAUUCAUGGGUUUUGCAUGGACGAUAAUGUGAUUGCAGGUGUUAGAUUGCUUCAAGAGAUGAAAGACCAGGGCUUGAGGCCUAAUUUGGUCACUUAUAAUUCGUUGAUCCACGGAUACUGUAGGGAUGCAAAAUUCGACGAGGCCUUGGCUCUGAGAGGUGAAAUGUUGGAAUCAGGCUUGGAACCGAGUAUUGUCACUUAUAAUGAGUUCAUCCAUGGGUACACGAAGAAGGGAAUGCUGAGGGAGGCCAGGGAGUUGUUUGAUGAUACCGUGAGUGGAGGGGCUGUUUCUGCUAAUCUUUUGACGUAUAAUACCAUAAUACAUGGGUACUGCACAGCGGGCCAAAUGGAGCAAGCUGUGGCUCUAUUUGGUUCAAUGCUGGAUAAAAACGUCUCUCCUAAUGUCUCGACCUACAAUGGCUUGAUCGGUGGGUAUUAUAAGUCUGGGAACCCCGACGAAGCCCUGAAGCUUGUGGCGGAGAUGGAGGAGAAGGGCUUGAAAGCCGAUGUCAUGACCUACACAAUAAGGAUAAGCGCUGUAUGCCAGAGGCUCGAGAUGAGAAAGGCAGUUAGGUUACUUGAUGAGAUGUGGAGAAGAGGAGUGAACCCAAGUCACGUGACGUACAAUGCCAUUAUAGCUGGUUAUAUGAAGCAGGGGCAGAGCAUGGGAGCUUUGGCUGUGAAGAAAAGGAUGGAGAAAGAGGGCAAGCGGCCGAAUGUGGUGACAUAUAAUGUAUUGAUCAGGGGAUUUUGUGAGGGUGACAAAAUGGAAGAGGCGAAUAGGUUCCUGAACGAGAUGUUGGAGAAAGGUUUAGUGCCUAAUAAGAUCACUUAUGAGAUAAUUAAGGCGGGAAUGGUGGAGAAGGGAUUCAUGCCAGACAUAGAUGGGCAUCUUCAUAAUCAUUCAGCUAAAUCUUAGCUGGUUGAGGUCACAGAUUCAGCUCUUCUGGUUUUGAUUGAGAAUUAUUGUAGAGAGGCGGUUUGGAAUCUUCAAAAGCAAAUUGAAAAGAUAUAUCUGAAGAUUGCUGUAAAGCUUGUGUGCGAAAGAGUACAUAUUGAGCCUGUCGCUGGUGGACUGUGAUCCCAGCUGAUGAGGUCACGGCGAAAUCUGAUUCUCCAUCCACUCAUGAAACUGUGAUUGAAGGGACAGAGGUCGAAUCUAUAGUUAGGGCUAACAUGGAUGGAAAAGUCUGAAAGUGUUGCAAAAGCUGAAAUAUUGGAACCCUCAAUUGGUCAUGCUCCAACUUCUACUGACCACUUUGGCAUUGCAGAGGUAUCUAAGUAAAAUAUGUUCUCUUACUUCCUGAUUUUCCCCCCUGUACUACAAAGUUUACAAAGUUCUGAAGUCAGAAACUAUUAUUCCUCUUGUAUUCGUUCAUCUGAUGGAACUUGGGCUUACUUUCUCUUAAUAUGAACCGUAUUAAGCUUUAGCAAUAUUUUUAAAACUGUGAUAAGGGAAGUGUGUUUUUUUUGCACAUUAACCAAUUUCCACUCAUAACAUUCUUUUCUCUUUUAGCAAAAUUAUCAAUGCGCACUUGUAAGUUGUAACAUUCUUUUUAAACUGCAAAUAAGCAUCACAAACGGA
Molecule: messenger RNA, 3014 nt
Organism: Striga asiatica
Lineage: Eukaryota; Viridiplantae; Streptophyta; Magnoliopsida; Lamiales; Orobanchaceae
Source: the annotation of a GenBank genome assembly